CAUUUGGAUACUUCGACGUAAUUUGUCAGUGUGUUAAUUUGAAUCUUGUUUUCGACUGAAAUAAUGCUGGAAUUCAAUAAAACCUUCCAAUUAGGAGUAUGUUUAACAUUCUAUAAUUUAGAGUGUUGGUAGAAACUAAACAGCUGAUAGGAGUUUCGUUGAUAAUGCCUGACUCAUUGCUGAUACACGAUCUUAGGCGAUUGGAGUCUAAUUGAAUGUUACACAGCCUAUAAAUGCAGUAUUUCUUUGUAUUCGAUUGAACACAGCUCAAGACCUUAUUGUCUGAAUUUUAAAGUUUCCACAAACGUCAGCAUUUUCACAUAUUCAUAAGUGAAGAAAUAAAUUGAUCGAAUAUCAUCGUGACUGAUAUACAUCAACGUGACUUCAAUCCUUGGUGAAUUAAUGAGAAAUGAAUUUGACAAUUGGGUUGGUUGUUUUAUCUUUGUUUUCUGUCGCAAUAGGCAAUGUUAUUUACUAUCAACCUGAAGCUGUACAUUUAUCCUAUGGAGAUACUAUUCAUGACAUUGUCGUAACAUGGACGACAAGAAACAAUACUCACGAAUCAAUCGUUGAAUAUGGAAUAGGAGGAUUAAUCCUUACAGCUCAAGGAAAUUCUACUUUAUUUAUUGAUGGUGGAAAUGAAAAACAAAAACAAUAUAUUCAUAGAGUAUGGUUAAAAAAUUUAGAACCUAAUUCUAAUUACCUUUAUCACUGUGGUAGCAAAUAUGGAUGGUCCAAUAUAUUUUAUCUAAAAACUGCUCCCGAGGUAUCAGCAAAAUGGUCACCUCACAUUGUUAUUUUUGGCGAUAUGGGUAAUGAAAAUGCUCAAAGUUUACCUAGAUUGCAAGAAGAAGCACAACGUGGACUAUAUGAUGCAGCAAUUCAUAUUGGAGAUUUUGCAUAUGACAUGAAUACAGAUAAUGCACGUGUUGGAGAUGAAUUUAUGAAGCAAAUACAAGAAGUGGCUGCGUAUUUACCAUAUAUGACAGUACCUGGUAAUCAUGAAGAGAAAUAUAACUUCAGUAAUUACAGGUCACGUUUUACAAUGCCUGGUAAUUCUGAAGGUUUAUGGUAUAGCUUUAAUGUAGGACCAGUUCACUUCAUAGGAAUUGAAACAGAAGCUUAUUACUUUAUGAAUUAUGGUAUAAAGCAACUUGUUAAACAGUAUAACUGGUUAGAAGAAGAUUUAACAGAAGCAAACAUGCCAAAGAAUAGGGCACAAAGACCAUGGAUAGUUGUAUUUGGUCACAGACCAAUGUAUUGCAGCAAUGCUAAUGCCGAUGACUGCACCAAUCAUCAAAGUUUAAUAAGAGUUGGAUUGCCAAUUAUAAAUUGGUUUGGUCUCGAGGAUCUUUUCUUUAAGUACAAAGUAGAUUUAUUAUUAUGGGCUCAUGAACAUAGUUAUGAACGUUUGUGGCCCAUAUACAAUUUUAAGGUACAAAAUGGUAGUUAUGAAAAUCCGUACAAAAACUACAAGGCACCUGUGCAUGUAGUAACUGGAUCAGCAGGAUGUAAAGAAGGCCGCGAAAAGUUCAUUCCGCAUAAACCAGAAUGGUCUGCGUACCGUAGUUCUGAUUAUGGAUAUACCAGGAUGAAAGCAUAUAAUCAGACUCAUCUUUAUCUCGAACAGGUAUCCGAUGACAAAGAAGGAGCAGUUUUGGAUCAUGUUUGGCUCAUAAAGGAUAAUGUCUUACCAUCGUACAAUGUGGAUCUUCUUGCAAAUAAAAUAUAAAACAUGGAACAUAAGAUAUAAUUUAGGACAAAGUAAUUAAAACGAUAUACAGACAUAACUUUUAUCGUUUAUCUUUUUCGACAAUGUAUCAUGCUCUUUUGUGGUAAAUAGCAAAACUGCGUAUCUACCAACUU
Messenger RNA from Bombus impatiens (common eastern bumble bee), 1866 nucleotides. RefSeq names its product acid phosphatase type 7. Lineage: Eukaryota; Metazoa; Arthropoda; Insecta; Hymenoptera; Apidae. Bases 410 to 1732 code for a protein of 440 amino acids. The record is from RefSeq and is a predicted model, not a curated record. Gene Ontology annotation, molecular function: acid phosphatase activity; metal ion binding. The transcript is spliced from 8 exons.